AUGCUUCUUCCACUGCACUUUCCUUUGGCACUGCUGCUCCCAGCCUUUGCUUCGGCCUUCUCGUUUGAAUUUACAAAUACUCCAGAACAAUGUCAGAACCUUUCACUCUCCAUCACUGGGUCCGGCACCCCUCCUUAUAGUGUGCUGGUCAUCCCGUUCGGACCAUCACCCUUGGCGAACAACAUAGAGGUCCGAAAGAUAUUCUCGGUUCAGUUCAGUGGGACGUCACAUAGCUUCCAGCUCAACUAUCCCGGUGACUCCCAGUUCGUGGCCGUGGUUAGCGAUAGCACUGGGUUUGGAACGGGUGGCACUAGUAUCGCGGCCACCGUGCUCUCAAGUAGCGACUCCAGCUGUUAUAACGACACAGAAGUUUCGCCUGAUUGGGAUUUCAGUAUCUUUCCUGCCAAUCAAAUUGUGGAAUGUUCGGCGAUGCGUAUCGAUUGGAACCCAGCAGUGGUCGAAGGAACGCCAACAUUUCAAGGGGUCAUUCCUGGAGGGCAGUCAUUUGCGAUUCCUCAGGGAACUCUGACGAAUGUUACUGGCGAAGGCCUUGGGUUCAGCUGGACACCUUCAGUCAGGAUAGGGACGACGGUCAUUCUUGUUGGUGGUGACAAUCGUGGACAAGGAACAGGAGGCAGUGGAUUGUAUAUUGUAUCCCAGGGGUCGUCCCAGUCAUGUCUUAAUGCAAACUCCCCUUCGUCUACACCGGGCUCCCCUGCUGGUGGGAGCUAUCCCACAAGUACAAGUGGCGCAGGGACUGGUGGUGGGAGCACGAGUGACGGGCAUAGUACAGAUGUCGGAGCUAUAGUCGGCGGUGUCAUUGGCGGUGUCAUUGGCGUAAUACUAAUCCUUGCGGCAUUAUUCUUCCUUCUUCGAAGACGUCGCAGCCAGAAGGAACCAAAAGAGCAGCCCGUGGACCUACUCCUGGAUCAUGAUCAUGACGAUGGGCAGCUCCCGCAGUACUACGAGCCACAGCCGUUCGUCAUGCCCGAGCCGACCGUGCGUUCUUCCACAGGUGGUGAUAUGGAAUCGCAAGCAAACCCACAGCUGACGUACGAAUCCACGUCGUCGCAUUAUGGUGCGGAAGGCGGCUUGCGGGCGGGCACGCCUGAUUACACGGCGCGCAGUGGAUCUUCGGGGUAUUUACGCAAAUCGCCUGCGGUGAUGCGUCCAGUGAAUAUCGUGCAGCAUGAGGACGCGGGUCCGGAGGAGGCGGGUCAGGAGCCAGAGACGAUUGAGCUUCCGCCGGCGUACACGAAUCUACGCGGGAAGUCGACGCCACAACCAUCGCCGCCGGAGUCCUCGUCAUUGUCCGCUGAGGCUUCCUGA
Messenger RNA from Fibroporia radiculosa, 1329 nucleotides. RefSeq lists its product as uncharacterized. The coding region runs from base 1 to 1329 and encodes 442 amino acids. Lineage: Eukaryota; Fungi; Basidiomycota; Agaricomycetes; Polyporales; Fibroporiaceae. The record is from RefSeq and is a predicted model, not a curated record. The transcript is spliced from 5 exons.